Molecule: messenger RNA, 1565 nt
Organism: Suillus clintonianus
Lineage: Eukaryota; Fungi; Basidiomycota; Agaricomycetes; Boletales; Suillaceae
Exons: 9
Coding region: 118-1239 (373 amino acids)
Cellular component (GO): cytosol
Molecular function (GO): NAD binding; hydroxypyruvate reductase [NAD(P)H] activity; glyoxylate reductase (NADPH) activity
Source: RefSeq, a predicted model, not a curated record
CUAACUUCUCACCGCAUAUGCUUUUGUGGUCCGAUUAGAUUUCAACAUUUCUCUUCUGUCCACUUACCUUGAGGCUCGAGUAGUAGUAGCGAUUCGGAAGACCAACGACAGGCCAAAAUGUCUUCAUCAGGGUCAAUCGCAACUCUCUCUGCACCCACCCAGCGACUGAUAUCUGUCGCAUCUCAUCUACACAGUCAACGAUUUAAGGUUGUCGUAUGUCGCAACCUCGGACCCGAUGUCAUGUCCAUUCUCGAGGCAAGACCAGAGCUAGAUUUGGUUGUCUGGCCAGAAGAUAGUGCCUGUGAACGGUCAUGGUUGAUGGAGAAUAUAUCUGGUGCGACUGGGGUGAUUGUUAUGCUCACGGACAAAGUUAAUGUAGAGCUUCUAGACAAGGCUGGACCUUCUUUGAUGGUGGUAUCAACUAUGUCCGUUGGAUAUGAACACAUUGACCUCAAGGCAGCAGCACAACGAGGUCUAAAAGUGGGAUACACUCCUGAUGUCCUGACAGAUGCAGUUGCUGAUCUGUCGGUCAUGCUCGCUCUCAUGGCUGGCCGAAAUGGAGGCACUGGCGUGGAUCUUGUGCAAAGAGGCCAGUGGGCAAAUUUCUCGUGGGCUCCUUUUGGCCUGUGCGGGCCACAACUCAGUACCACAGCUGCGUCUCCCACAAGGAAAAUUGGUUUUCUGGGCUUUGGACGAAUUGCACAAGCGACACUAGCGCGCCUGGUGCCGUUCGGGAUCACGCACUGUUUGUAUUCCUCAAACCCAUCCUCACCUCCAAACCACGCUCGGGAUGCUGCGCUCGCAAAACAACACAAUCUUCAAGCGGUCUCAAAGGUAGACAUUGAUGAACUUUCGCGGGAAAGUGAUGUUCUCUUUGUGCUCGCUCCUGGAGGGGGCGAAACAUACCACAUUGUGAACGAGACACUGCUUAGGAAGAUGAAAAGGACCAGUAUCCUCGUCAACGCGAGUCGCGGAACGUUGGUUGAUUCAGAUGCUCUGGCGAAGGCUCUCAGAGAAGGAUGGAUCUGGGGAGCUGGAUUGGAUGUUGUUGAAGGUGAACCUAACGUCACGAUUAAUCAUCCUCUUGUUAAAGAGCCGAGAUGUGUGAUAGUGCCUCAUAUUGCAAGCGCUACACUAGAAACUCGACGAGAAAUGGCAACUCGUGCGGCACAGAAUCUGGUUGGGGCUAUCCUGGGAGGGGAUAUGCCUGCUCAGGUCAAUCUGUCCCAUGUAUCGUAACAGUCAAUUGCAAGCUGGUCAAAUCGAUAUCCUCCUCUCAUAGCUGUCCACAGAUGAUUCAGGGUGCGAUCUCUUGGCUACAGAUCGCAUCUCGCUCAAAGAUAUCCCCUCAAUUUGCCGGCGGCAUUACCACUCGCUUGGAAGGCAACCCGAAAAUUUUGGAAGCCGCUUGAAAGCGACACCAGGGGGCUUCCAAGGCGGUCCCAAGACCAUUCCAAUUUAAGAGCAAAUUGCAAGUCAAAUAUCAGUCACAUGUCCUUCCAAGGCCUUAAAAUCAUUGCGUGUGGUUGAAAUCAAUUUUUUUUAAUUGCAAUACUAUCCAAGGC